ACACGAUUGCAGCCUCCAGGAGACAGAUGAAAGAGCUGGAUCCAGGAAUGUCAGUAUCUGUCCAGCAGUUGUGCGCUUCUUAUAGGGGAGCAACGAUUGCGUUCUGAGUGUCAGGGUCGUACGAAGCAGCAAGAAUCACACAAGUGCCAACACAAACAUAUUUAAUCCGGAGCAAGAAACUGGUUGUUUCUAACGAACUUCGUAUCUGCACGAGGUUCAAUGUCACACGGGAACAUGAUGAUCGGCGCCUCUGAAAACGUAUUUCGGCCUUCCUUUCUAUUGCCACUGCUAUUUGGUGGGUGCCUCGCUUCAAAAAUAUUGGUAGUUGCUCCCACUCCAUCCAUUAGCCACCAGAAGCCGUUCCAAAUCUUAACAACAGCUCUUCUUCAAAGAGGACACCAAAUCACAUUCUUCACCGCUAAUCCAUUGAAGAUUAGUCAUGAGAACUUAACAGAAAUCGACUUAUCUGUGGGGUACAACAUCAUCGGCGAUUUGGACCUGGAAUCUACAGCGCAGCAGUCCCCCGUGGAGACGAUGUCGAUGCUUCGAGACGCCACACCAGUGUGUGUGCAGUGGAUGCUGAGGGAACCCGCCGUCCAGCGUUUCAUCAGCAAGCGAGACAACUUCGACUUGGUGAUCAUGGAGCGGAUGCCAUCCCAGGCUUUCUUCGGCCUGAUCCACAACGCGGGAUCGCCUCCGCUGGUGGGCAUGAUCACGCUGCCGGCGUUCGCGCCCGUCUACCACGCCAUGGGCAACCUUAUGAACCCGGCCUACUCGCCCGACGUCUGGGUCGGGUACUCCGACCAUAUGAGCUUCUGGCAGCGCGCGUACAACGCCUACUUCCAGCUGAGAUUCUGCUACAUGUGGUACUUCCAGAUACAGCCGACCCAGGAGGCGAUCAUGAGGCAGUACUUCGGACCGGGACCACCGCCAGUGCACGAGACGGAGCGAAACGUGAGCCUCCUCAUCAUCAACAGCCACUUUUCCGUCGACUACCCUCGCCCCCUUUUACCCAAUAUCCUGGAGAUCACUGGUAUCCAUGUGCAGACGCAGACGAAGCCAUUGCCGAAGGAUAUCCAGGAGUUUAUUGACGGGGCAGAGCACGGUCUGAUAUACAUGAGUCUGGGAUCCAAUGUCAGGAGCAGCGGUUUGCCGUGGCAGAAAGUCCAGGCCUUCCUGGACGCCUUUCGGGAACUCCCACAGCGCGUCCUCUGGAAGUGGGAGAACAAGACCCUACCUGGACAGCCACCAAACGUGAUGGUCAGCAAGUGGUUGCCUCAGCAGGACAUACUAGCUCACCGAAAAGUGCGCCUCUUCAUCACACAGGGAGGCCUCCAGAGCAUGAACGAAGCGAUGUAUCACGCAGUUCCCUUUCUUGCCAUUCCGUUCUUUGCUGACCAACCGUACAAUGUGGCCAAGAUUGUGCAAGAUGAACUUGGAGUCUCUCUGCAAUUCAACGAUCUCACAAAGGACUCCAUACUUCAACAUUCGCGAGCUGUUCUAGAGAAUCAAAGGUACAAAGAGAACAUGAACAGGCUAUCAGAGAUAUUCCGCGAGCACCAGGCGGACUCUUUGGAGCGCGCCGUGUGGUGGGUGGAGUACGUGAUACGUCACAAGGGGGCCCCGCACAUGCGCAGUGCCGCCCUCGACCUGCACUGGUGGCAGCUGCUACUACUCGACGUCAUCGCCUUCAUCUUGCUGUCAACGUGCGCCGUUAUGUACGCCGCCUUCUACUUCAUACGGCAGAUCACUGUUGCGAUGAAGGAUACUAAGAGAAAAGAUAAGAAACAGUUGUGA
Schistocerca piceifrons (Central American locust) is the source of this 1797-nucleotide messenger RNA. Its product is annotated as UDP-glucosyltransferase 2-like. The coding region runs from base 220 to 1797 and encodes 525 amino acids. Lineage: Eukaryota; Metazoa; Arthropoda; Insecta; Orthoptera; Acrididae. The record is from RefSeq and is a predicted model, not a curated record. The transcript is spliced from 7 exons. Gene Ontology annotation, molecular function: UDP-glycosyltransferase activity.